AAAAAAUUUUUACCCAGUACCUACUAGUCUUUCAAUCACUAUUUUAGGAAUUUACAUAAUUUCACAUUUUUUCUAUGUAGACUAGUAACUUAAAGUAAUUAUGUAAAUACAUUUUUAUACAAUGGAUGACAAAAACAAACAUAAUCAUGGAUACUCAACCAAAAAUGCCCUCAUAAAAUUACGUGAUGACAUUCGAACUGUUAUUGAAGAACAUAAACAGAAAAAUCGCAUGGGAUUUGGUGUCGUACGACAUAUUUUGUCGUUCACGUCUGAAAAAGUAUUGCUAUCCGGAAUUGCGUAUACCGUCACUAUUAUAAAUAUAAUUUGCCUUAUAUUGACAUAUCUCUUUGGUGAAACUUUACUGGCUCAAGAGUACUUAUUAUGGGAAGCUUUAUUUUUAUUUAUUUUACUUGCUAUUAAUUUUUUAGUAGCUUUUAACGAAGAAUAUAUAUACAAUAACGAAAUACCUCAUCGUGUUAAGAAAGUACUGGAAACUAUUGACGAAGCUAUAGAAAAAUGUCAUUGGAAAGAAAAUCACUAUCCACACUUGUGUGCUCCCUUUUCCCCUUGCGUGAUACUGCAGUGGACUUACAGAGAUGGCAUUAUUGUCAACUUACCUUGGGCUCUUCUGGUGGAGGGUGAUGUAAUUGUUCUUAGGCCAGGUCAAGAGGCUCCAGGUCACUGUAGAGGUCUUGAAUCUGACGAUGCAGAACUUUUCUUUGGACAAAUCUUUUUAUCAGGGUCUCAGGCAAAAGAACAUUUUAGCGUUCCAAGAGUAAGAGUGCCACAUCCGAACAAAGAAUACAUAAUGUGCGAGACACCGUUCUUGAAAAAUCUGAAGUUGGCAUUAGAGCAAGCUACCACAAGACCAGUGACUGUAUUUGAGAAACAGAGGUAUUUGUGCACAGUAAAAAUAAUAGAAGGUAUUGUAUUGCCGUUCGUGAUACUGGUAAUGGUGGUGACUAGCUUGAUACGCUACUUGUACCACCUGCCCGGCGUGACGCACUGGACCGAGGUGUACUUUCUACAGAUCAUAGCCGCUUCACUGCCCUUACUACAAAUCGUCUUUCCAAUUGCUUGGGUAACACUUAACUGUUACGGCUUAGCUAGGUUUAAACUUUUAUCAGAAACGGGACAAAAGUACACUCGUCCAAAAUCGUGUUCCAUAUCAGAGGAUCCGAGCGAUCCCUUGAUACAAGCUCUCAGCGAGUCCAACCUUAAGCCACAAGCAUUGAAGACCUUGGGAAGAACUUUCUGGAAUAUUCUCAUUGGAAGGGAAGAUAUGGUCACUAGAACUGCCAAUAUUGUUCAUGUUUUAGGUUCAUUAUCAGCUCUUUGUUGUGUGGAUAAGAAAGGUAUACUGUCAUGGCCAAAUCCUACAGCUGAAAAAGUGUUUUUUCUAAGGAAUUCUAGUCCAACGUCGCAUAACUCCAGUAAAACAAGUCUCAUCGGAUCCAUGGGACACCAGAGCCAAACGAAUUUAGAUCAAGAUGAUGACGUAAAACAAAACCCAGAGCCCUCAACGAUUGUCGAAGUGCUGGACCUGACGCACGACCAGAACGCGCCGUUCCGCGUGGAGUUCGACGAGCAGCGCUGGCGCACGCACCUGGCGCGCCUCAAGCCGCUGGGGCUGGCGGCGCUGCUCAACACGUGCGCGCGCGCGCCGCGCCACACCUACGCGCACUUCUGCGCGCACCUCACGCAGGAGGCGCUCCACAGUGAGGAUCUAGUACCGGUGACAAAUAGACGAUGUCUGUGCGAAUUAGCCAAGCAGAUCGGAUUCUCUGACGCUGUUGCCGAGUCAUAUAACGUACAAGAGUGUUUAGCAGUAUUUAGACACUUGCAAGCAGAUACAAUAAGAAGGGAAACUCGCUUCAUGCGUUCGCUACAUCUCAAUACACGAGUGAAGGUACCGCUGCCGCACAUGUUAGCUGUUAUUGUUAAAGAUCAGUCCAAUCAACUCCAAAUGCUUACACAGGGCACCGCUGACAUAAUUUUAGACUCUUGCGUGGAUUACUGGAACGGUCGGGACUUAACGCCUAUAUCGCCCUCCGUUCGCAAGAAGAUCAUCGACUUCUACCAAAGAAAUUCGCUAACGGCCUAUUGCACUGCUUUUGCUUACAAGCCGCUGACGCGCGGAGUGUCGCAGGCGCUGGCGGCGCAGUACCUGGAGCUGCCACCCGACUGCCGCGCGCUGUACGCGCACGUGCCGGCGCGCGCGCCCGCGCCCGCCUGGGACGCCGGCGCGCUGCACUUCCACUCCACCGAUUCAUUGUUGUUCAACGAAGUGACAGACGACGAUGUCAGUGAUGCUGACGGAUAUUUCGACAUGCAAUGUAAUCAGGUGUUCAUCGGCAUGGUGACGAUGCAGUACCAGGCGCAGAGUGACAUGGUGGAGCUUAUCGAGCGAUUGGAGCGCGCCUGCAUUCGAUUCGUACACUUCAGCAAGGAAAAUGAACUGCGCUCGCGAGUCUUCAGCGAGAAGAUGGGCCUCGAGUCUGGUUGGAACUGCCACAUCUCGCUCAUGAGCGAACACACACACAGUGGCACCAUAUCCUCAUCCAAGGCGCUAUCGAUGUCCGCACCGGGCGCUAUCAACGUCGAACACAAUACCGUUAAGUUUGACGAUGAAAUCAAGAAAGCCAGACAUUCGAUCACGACUCAAUGUGGAAUAAAGUUCCAGCGCGGCAGCGGUAGCCGAACGUCGACUGACUCCCUCCUGGGCGCCGAGUCGCCCCCCGACGCCUGCCGCUCGCUAUCUUGCCUCACCGACUCCACCGACCACACUGCGCCGCUCAACUUCGACAUGAGCAAUCGGGCGAAACUGCCUCGUGGUAUUGAAAACAUAAGGCCUCAUAUCGAACAAGUGGACAACGUGCCUCUGCUGGUGUCUCUCUUCACGGACUGCACUGCCAGCUCUGUUCAACGAAUGAUUGAAAUUAUGCAGGAUUAUAGCGAAGUUGUGUGCGUGAUGGGUUCAGCAGCCAACUGUCAAAACAUGGAGAUUUUUAUGCAAGCUGAUGCCAGCAUAGCAGUUGAGCCGUUAUAUCCAGUGUUGUGUCAAAAAAUGCCGCCUUACCAAGUGCCUCGAGACUGCAUCGGGCCGAUCGACUUAGCAAGAUCGCUCAACUCUGUGCCGUGUUCCUUGACGUUGAAAAACAAAUGGCAAAGUCAGCCGUGCACCAACUACUGCUACAGUCAGAUGUCUCGCGACGCAGACGUGUCCCUGUUCGCGCUCAUCACGAUGUCGCGUCACUUUACGAUGUGCGUGUGGAACAGCACGCAGUUCUGGAUCUGUAGCUCUUGCUUCCUAUCACUAUUGCAGGUGGGAUCGGUGAUGUGUUUCGGUGCGGGCGCGCUGAGCGUGGGCGGCGCGGUGGUGAGCUCCCUCGUGGCCGCGCUGCUGGCGGCCGCGCUUAGCUUCGCGCCGCCGCACGCCGCGCUCGUGCUGCGCGCCGCCACGCGCCCCGCGCGCGCCUUCUCCGCGAGGAUGGCGGUGUUCGUAUUUUGGUGCUACGCAUGCAAGUUCCUACCUUCGGCUAUUUCGAUCUUAAUUAUAUACGGCCUUACAUUACGAAGCUUUUGCGAGCAGAUAGCCACGUUCACGAAUCGAACCUCGUGCUGGCUGGUGUAUCCCGUUAACGUUGGCAACUACUCGAGUAGCGAAGAUUUGUCGUUGAAGAGCUGGCACGGCUGGGGAGAUGAUUUCUACGACGGGUUUUAUUUAGCUCAACAUUUUACUCUAGCAUUGAUAACAUUGCAUUUAAUCGUUAUAUCGCUGUCGUUUAUACAUCGGCAUUCUUCUAUCUGGCAAGCGCGAUUCUGGACGAAUUGGGUGUGGUGUGUGACUGUAGUGUUUUUGGUGGUGGCGCAGGUGACGUUCAGCGCGGCGCUGGUGCGGCAGUCGUACGGCGGGUGCGCGUGGGGCGCGUGGGGCGCGGGCGGCGCGGGGCGCGCGGGGGGCGCGUGCGCGCCGCGCUACCGCGUGCGCCCGCCGCUGCUGGCCGCCGCCGCCGCCUCGCCGCUGCUGGCGCUCGCGCUCAACGAGCUCAUCAAGUGGCAGGAGCUCAAAGUUGACGCAAGAAAUCAGAGACGAGCUAGAUUAGACUUCGGCACUAAGUUGGGGAUGAACUCGCCCUUUUAGAGAGAGAUUGUCAUAUCUAGUCAAUUACAAUUGAGUAAAUUUUAAUAUGACAAUGCCAAUGGUUGAAGUUUAGUUUUAAGUGAAAUGUUGUACUUUUUUUGUACCUUCCUUCUAUUUUGUACUUAAUUUACUCAACAAAUCCAUUACAGACAUUAAUUUUUUUAAUAAAUGAUAUUCUCACAAA
Messenger RNA from Melitaea cinxia (Glanville fritillary), 4328 nucleotides. Its product is annotated as transmembrane protein 94. The transcript has 27 exons. Bases 122 to 4144 code for a protein of 1340 amino acids. NCBI's taxonomy places the organism in Eukaryota, Metazoa, Arthropoda, Insecta, Lepidoptera, Nymphalidae. The record is from RefSeq and is a predicted model, not a curated record. Gene Ontology annotation, molecular function: nucleotide binding.